Molecule: messenger RNA, 1722 nt
Organism: Purpureocillium lilacinum
Lineage: Eukaryota; Fungi; Ascomycota; Sordariomycetes; Hypocreales; Ophiocordycipitaceae
Product: pyruvate decarboxylase 1
Cellular component (GO): nucleus; cytosol
Molecular function (GO): pyruvate decarboxylase activity; thiamine pyrophosphate binding; magnesium ion binding
Source: RefSeq, a predicted model, not a curated record
AUGACAGACCUGCGCGUCCAGAGCCUCCGGCAGCCCAUUGCCGUCGCCGAGUACCUCUUCCGCCGCCUGCACCAGGUCGGCGUCCGCUCCGUCCACGGCCUGCCCGGCGACUACAACCUCGUCGCCCUCGACUACCUGCCCGGCUGCGGCCUGCGCUGGGUGGGCAGCGUCAACGAGCUCAAUGCCGCCUACGCCGCCGACGGCUAUGCCCGCGUAAACAACCGCAUGGCCGCCCUCAUCACCACCUUUGGCGUCGGUGAGCUCUCGGCCAUCAAUGGCGUCGCCGGCGCCUUUUCCGAGCACAUCCCCAUCGUCCACAUCGUCGGCUGCCCCUCCACCAUCUCUCAGCGCAACGGCAUGCUUCUGCACCACACCCUCGGCAACGGCGACUUCAACGUCUUCGCCAACAUGAGCGCAAACAUCUCAUGCAACGUCGCCCGCCUCACCAACCCCUCCGACAUCGCCGCCCAGAUCGACCAGGCACUGCGCGAGUGCUGGGUUCACUCCCGACCCGUCUACGUCAUGCUGCCCACAGACAUGAUCGAGGCCAAGGUCGAGGGCGAGAGGCUCCAGACCCCCAUCGACCUGACCGAGCCCGCCAACGAGCCCGAGCGCGAGGACUACGUUGUCGACGUCGUCCUCAAGUACCUCCACGCCGCCGAGCGCCCCGUCAUCCUCGUCGAUGCCUGCGCCAUCCGCCACCGCGUCCUCCAGGAGGUGCACGACCUCAUCGAGAAGACGAACCUUCCCGUCUUCGUCACCCCCAUGGGCAAGAGCGCCGUCAACGAGCAGCACCCCAACUACGGCGGCGUCUACGCCGGAGAGGGCUCCAACCCCGAAGUCAAGAAGACGCUCGAGGCCUCGGACCUCAUUCUCAGCAUUGGCGCGCUCAAGAGCGACUUCAACACGGCCGGCUUCUCCUACCGGACGUCGCAGAUGCAGACAAUUGACUUCCACAGCGACCACUGCAUCGUCCGCUACUCGACGUACCCGGGCGUUCGCAUGAAGGGCGUCCUGCGCAAAGUCAUCGACCGCCUCGACGUGAAGCAGCUCUCCGUGCAGCCGUCCCCCAAGGUGGACAAUGAGGUCCGCAAGAACGUCGACAAGACCGACGUCAUCUCGCAGGCCUGGUUCUGGCCUCGCGUCGGCGAGUUCCUUGCCGAGAACGACAUCGUCGUCACGGAAACCGGCACCGCCAACUUCGGCAUCUGGGACACCAAGUUCCCCAAGGGCGUCACGGCGCUCAGCCAGGUUCUUUGGGGCAGCAUUGGCUGGUCCGUCGGAGCCUGCCAGGGUGCCGCUCUCGCCGCGCAGGAUAUGGGCGCCAAGCGCCGAACCGUCCUCUUUGUGGGUGACGGCUCCUUCCAGCUCACGGCCCAGGAGCUAAGCACCAUGAUCCGUCACGGACUGAAACCUUUCCUGUUCAUUCUUUGCAACGAGGGAUACACCAUCGAGCGUUUCAUCCACGGCAUGGAGGCCGAGUACAACGACAUCCAGACCUGGGACCACCAGGCCCUCGUCGACGUCUUUGGCGGGGCCAAGACGUCCAAGAAGUUCGCCGUUCGGACGAAGGAUGAGCUGAACAAGCUGCUCACCAACGCCGAGUUCAACGCCGGCAAUUGCCUGCAGCUCAUUGAGGUGCACAUGCCCAAGGAGGAUGCGCCCCGGGCCCUGAUCAUGACGGCCGAGGCGAGCGCGAGGAACAACGCGAAGACGGCAUAG